GGAGGCAAUUUGAGAUGACUGUCAAAGAGGCAAGGCAGUUCGAAAAGUCAGUUUCGCGCCGUACUUCGUACACGGUAGGUUGUGCGCUUUGUUAAUAAGACAGUACCAAAUUGUUUUAGCCAACGGGAAUAUCAGUGAAGAAAUUUGAAGACGUAUACCUACAGCAAAGCCCACGUAUACUUGGGUGCUUGAGAAACGGAACAGUUUGAAAUUAAUCGAAAAGAAGCAAAAAAUAAUUCAAGUUUUGUGGAAAAGAAAAUAUUUUAUCAAAAGAGAAGUUGUAUGCUGACUCGAGAGAAGGAGGGAGAAUGUGAAAGAAAAAAAAAUUAAUCAAAUUGAAAAGCUAAAGACAUAUUGCUUGAUUCAGCAAUAGUAAUAAGAAAAGGUUUUACAAGUAAUCUAAUUUCUCGGGAAUUUCAUUGUUGCAGCGAUAAUUCUGAUAUACUUAUCCUGAACAUAAGAUAAAAAUAUACACUGAUAAACUACAGUGACAUUAACUUCCGUCGUAUGAAUGCAUUACGUCCUUAAAACUCAAUCGAAUCCUAAAUGCGCGCAGUUUCGACGUUAUUUUAAUAUAAAAGUUAUUUGUUCGAGAAUUUUAUUAUUAUUACACCACAAAUUUUAAUUUGUAUUGCCAAUCAAAGCGUCGCUAUAUAGCGUCGUAUUAUAGACAUUCUUAUAAGUCACAAUAUUCUAUAAUAACUAAUUGAAGUAUACGCGAAGAUAAGUCCCCGGCGACGUUACGGAGUGAAAGUUUUCGCUGCGCCAAACAGCCACGGUUGGUCAUCCAAGCAACAACGGUACGGGACGAAAGGAUUCGCAAGUUACGAAGAGCGUCGCGACGCUUCCGAGGGAGGAUCGUAGAGGAAAAAGCCUAAAGUUAUGAUCGAUACAGAUGGUCUAAAAAAUGAUCAGAACAAUGAGGUACUGUCACAGAAAAUUAACACCGGCCAGGAUGACGACAUGGAAGCUUAUGGAUUUGAAAGAAGUCUGCUGGGUACGUUUCUCACAUACUUGUCGUACAUCUUGACUAUCGGAUGGGUCAGGUUAUUCUUUCAUUGGUAUCCGCAAUUACAUGUCUACGCAACGCACAGAAGAUGUCCAUUGAACCGUGCCACAAAACUGCUUAUUAUUGACGACUAUCAAGGAAAGUAUAAAUCAUACUUUGUCGAGGAUGUCGAAACCAUCUCUACGAAAAAUCUCAAUUCAAAAACACUGAGCUCCAGCUUGGGCAAGAUUGACGAAGACUUACUGAAGAGCGCAGAAGGAAAGGAGCUAAGAAUUUGUUUAGAAAAUGGUACCCAAGGCAACGUACUGGAAUAUCGUGCCUUCUGGUGCAAGAAGCAAUGUUACAUAUGGGAUACGAAUGGCCAUGAAUUCUCACGACUCGUCGGCCUAGACAAGUACAACCUCUGCACAGAUCUUCAUCUAGGAACUAAUCAGGGUCUGUCCAGAGAGGAAGAGCUCCUGCGACGAAUAGUCUAUGGAAACAAUGAGAUACUCGUACCAGUUAAAAGUAUAGGAGUACUUCUGAUUCUCGAGGUGCUCAAUCCCUUCUAUAUAUUCCAAUUGUUCACGCUGGCUGUGUGGUUCGCCGAGGGAUACUAUUACUAUACAGGAGCUAUAAUAUGCAUGUCGCUCUUUGGUAUUUCCAGUUCGAUUAUGCAGACUCGCAGGAAUCAAAUCAAUCUUCAUGGUACUGUCGCUUCUACUGAGACCGUAAGGGUCUCCAGAGGUAACGGUGUCUUCGAGAAUGUUUCUAGUGCUGAACUUGUGCCUGGAGAUAUUAUUGAAUUGCCACGCUAUCAGGGUAUAGUAGUGUGCGACGCCGUUCUGCUGACUGGACACUGUAUAAUAAAUGAAUCUAUGUUAACUGGAGAAUCUGUGCCAGUUACCAAAACACCAUUACCUCCGCAUCCUGUACUGUACGACUCAAAGGAAUGCUCUCAACACACGCUGUACAGUGGUACUACAAUAAUACAAACAAGAUAUUACGGCGAUGGGCCAGUCCUUGCACGAGUUAUAAGAACAGGACUGCAAACGAAUCGCGGUGCCUUGGUAGCAGCUAUUCUUUAUCCACCACCAGCAGAUUUUAAAUUUGAUCAAGAUUCUUAUAAAUUUAUUGGUAUACUGGCACUCAUUGCUACUUGUGGUUUCAUCUAUACAGUUGUGAGCAAGGCAUCGAGAGAUAUCACAGCUGGCGACAUUGCUAUAAAGGCUUUAGACAUAAUAACUAUAGUGAUACCACCUGCACUACCAGCAGCUAUGACAGUAGGAAAGCUCUACGCUCAGGCGCGUUUAAAACGAGCUCAAAUUUACUGUAUCAACAGCAGAGUCAUUAACGUAUCAGGUAGUCUGAAUUGCGUAUGCUUUGACAAGACAGGAACGCUGACGGAAGAUGGUCUGGAUAUGUGGGGCGUCGUUCCAAGUACAGAUGGUGAACUCGAGGAACCUGUAAAGGAAGUACCAGCUUUAAAGAAUCAUCCACUGUUUGAAGGGAUGCUUGUUUGUCACAGUUUAACUCUGAUUGAGCAUGAACUUUGUGGUGAUCCAUUAGACGUGAAGAUGUUUGAGAGUACUGGAUGGAUGCUGGAGGAGCCAGACGUGGCUGAUACCAGCAAGUAUGAUCUACUGGCACCUACUGUGGUGAAGCCACCAAAGAAUAAAAACUUUACAGAAAACAUGAAUGAAGUAUCAGAAAUUGGAAUUGUUCAGCAAUAUCAAUUCUCUAGUUCGCUUCAGAGAAUGUCAGUAAUAGUCAGGAUCCUUGGCUCGGAUCACUUUAAAGCCUACACUAAAGGUUCUCCGGAGAUGAUUCUUAGUCUCAGCAGACCAGAAACAAUUCCCAGGAAUAUUAGCAUGAUUCUACAUAAAUAUACAAAGCAAGGAUACAGAGUAAUUGCAAUGGGACGUACAGAUGUUGACUAUACGUACAGUAAAAUUCAAAGAAUGCCGAGAGAGAUGAUUGAACAGAAUUUAGAAUUUUUGGGUCUAGUUAUACUUGAAAACCGCCUUAAGGAACCCACGAUAAAUGUGAUUAGAGAAUUGAAGGAAGCGAAUCUUCACAUAGUAAUGAUAACUGGUGACAAUAUUCAAACUGCCGUGAGCGUCGCCAAGGAAUGUGGAAUAUUAACACCGUCAGAAACUGUAAUAGAUGUAACCGUUGUACCUGGGGAUAAGCAGUCGCCACCCAAAAUAUUUUUCAAUACGCAAGGAUUGCCACUGAAAAUAAAACUGCAGAAUCGCAAAACAAUUAUAACAACCCUAGAAACAAUAGAGAGAGGUGUAGACGUGCAUAAUUACAAAUUUGCCCUAACCGGUCAAACUUGGCAGCUUCUACGCGAGCACUACCCCGACAUUUUGCCAAGAAUAUGUGUACGCGGUGCAGUUUUUGCUAGAAUGACAAGUGAUCAGAAACAACAAUUGGUUUUGGAAUUGAUGCAGCUUGGAUAUUACGUUGCAAUGUGUGGCGAUGGAGCCAAUGAUUGCGGAGCACUAAAAGCAGCACACGCUGGAGUUUCACUUUCAGAAGCCGAAUCGAGUGUGGCUAGUCCCUUCACGUCUCGCACACCCGACAUAACUUGUGUACCAAAAGUGAUAAGAGAAGGAAGAGCUGCUCUAGUUACUUCUUUUGGUAUCUUCAAGUUCAUGGUGACCUACUCGCUGACGGAAUUCCUCUCGGUGAUAAUUCUUUACUCCAUCGACUCAAACCUUACGGAUCUACAGUUCCUGUUCAUCGACAUCUGUCUCAUAGUCAAUUUUGCGUUCUUCUUUGGCAAGACACAGGCCUAUGAAGGAAAACUGGCUAAGAACCCACCGAUGACAAGUUUAUUAAGUUUUACACCACUCUUCUCUAUGACUACGCAGAUGAUUUUGAUGACAAUAUUCCAAGUGGCAGCUUUCUACGCAGUCAAGCAAUUUCCCUGGUUUGACCCAUUCGUUUACACACCAGAAGUUGGCUAUACCUGCUACCAGAACUACUCGGUCUUCUGCAUCUCAAUGUUCCAGUACAUAACUAUGGCGGUGAUAUUCUCCAGAGGAAAACCAUACAGAAAGGCCAUCUACACGAAUAAUGCCUUCAUCGUCUCCAUUCUUCUCUUGGUAGCGGUAUGUUCCUAUAUAACGUUGUAUCCAGCUGCAUGGAUCAUCAAUCUUCUUCAGCUGAUCAUGCCCCCAGAUUUUGAAUGGCCUGUCAUUAUAUUAGUACUGUCGUUCGUCAACUUCUUAGCGUGCAUCUUCUUUGAGAGUUUUGUCAUUGAGUACGCCGUUGAGAAGAAGAUUAAACCUAAGCUGUACAGACCUGAACGCUCUAAGAAGCGUUAUCUUACUGUGGAACAUGAAUUGAGAAACAAUUUAAGUUGGCCCAGUCUCAACGAGAAUUUUCCAACUUUACCAAUAACGCACAGUGUCGAGAGUAUCAUCAAGACAACCGGCGCACAGUUUGCGCGAGGAUCUAAGGACGAGGGUAGCCAUAUUACAAGUGUUAAGGAAGAGGACAAUAUUCGUACUGGCAUUGAUAGUCAUAAUGAUCAGGAGAAUGGAAUUGACAAUUUGGCAUUUGUCAAUGACGAGUUGCUACCAACUUCAAAUAUGACGACGAAAUUCUGAAGAAACUUCUGAAGAUUACUAUUUUUGAUAUUUUUGUUUUGUCUGGAGACAAACAAUCUUUAUCAGUAUUCAAUAAGUAUUACGUGAUGAGGAAAGACACGAAUCAGCUGACUAAUGGCUGUGAAUCAAUAUGAGAAUGCAUGGGAAUGGACGUCUUGUAAUAUAUUUUAUUGAUUGGAUUAUGUAUAAAAAUGUAAGGAAAUGAAUGUCAUAUAGAAAAUAUAUAUAGAGUUUAGUUUUAA
Cephus cinctus (wheat stem sawfly) is the source of this 4850-nucleotide messenger RNA. RefSeq names its product probable cation-transporting ATPase 13A3. Gene Ontology annotation, biological process: polyamine transmembrane transport; intracellular calcium ion homeostasis. The transcript is spliced from 17 exons. The coding region runs from base 883 to 4608 and encodes 1241 amino acids. The record is from RefSeq and is a predicted model, not a curated record. Gene Ontology annotation, molecular function: ATP binding; P-type transmembrane transporter activity; polyamine transmembrane transporter activity. Gene Ontology annotation, cellular component: membrane. Lineage: Eukaryota; Metazoa; Arthropoda; Insecta; Hymenoptera; Cephidae.